Molecule: messenger RNA, 3769 nt
Organism: Oncorhynchus mykiss (rainbow trout)
Lineage: Eukaryota; Metazoa; Chordata; Actinopteri; Salmoniformes; Salmonidae
Gene: tpcn1
Product: two pore segment channel 1
Biological process (GO): transmembrane transport; monoatomic ion transport
Cellular component (GO): endosome membrane; lysosomal membrane
Molecular function (GO): voltage-gated channel activity; monoatomic ion channel activity
Source: RefSeq, a predicted model, not a curated record
GUGAACCGGAAGUACUUUUUUUAGUGUUGCUGACGAGACGCAGCUUGCAUAAAUUAGUAUUUGGAGAUUAUUUGAAAAUAUUUCAUAUUUAGUUUGACUUUGGAUGCGAAACUUAGUCGAUGGUGGUGCCAAUACAAUGCUUAAGUGUUAUGGUUUACAUAACUCCAUCAACAGUCGUCAAUCUGGUGCUUUUCGUUAAUGGAAAGCACUCUUACCUAAUUUAGUGGAGUUAACGUUAGUUACCUGGAAAGUUAGUUAUCCAGUUAGCUAACUAGCUAGCUAAAUGUGACAGUAUGCUAACGUUAUCUGAAGAUGAUAGCUAGCUAAAAGACAGAAGCUAGCUAACUAGGUAUGGCGUGUAUAUUUUGACCAUAGCGUUAGCCAGUAACUAAGGCUAGCCUAGCUAGAAGGAAUUAUCAGCUACUAACUAACGGUAGCUAGCUGGGACUUUUUGUAGUUUUACUAAAUUGUUUUCCUCUGUGGAUUUGGUCUACGGCCGAGAGAAUGGAGGAUACCGAUGAUGACGUGCCUCUCAUCCUGACCUGGGAUGAUGCGAACAGCGGUCUGUUGAGUGAGGAGACAGAGAGGGGAGACGAGAGAGGUGACCUCACUUCCUGUCUAGAACUUGAAGGACAUGCAGUAGCAUGUUAGCCCCUGAGUGUCCUUGGAGGUGUGUGAACGCUGGACCUGUGGACUGUGAAUGACACACACACACGUUCAAACACACAUACCUGAACAAACACUCACAGUCCUGGACCACUGGAGGCCAUUAGAGCCAUGGAGUGUUCGUCCGUGCUGGUGGAGACUGCUGGUAUCCAUGACAACAGUGUAGAGUUGACCCUGGAGGAGAGUCCAGCCCUCAUCUCCUCAUUCUGCAACGAGCUAGACUGCAUGGAUGGAGGAGGGGGGUAUGACAUCGUGAAUAACCAGGUGAUACCAACACCGGGGCCACCACCAAACUACAGAUCACACAAUGCCUCACUUCAACAAAGCUGGGAGAUGAACUACCAGGAAGCAGCGAUCUAUCUACAGGAAGGAGAGAACAAUGAUAAGUUCUUUACACACCCUCGGAACCCCAAGGCGCUGGCAGCGUACCUAUUUGCUCACAACCACCUGUUCUACAUGAUGGAGCUGCUAACAGGAGUCCUGCUGAUGGUCCUGUCACUCUGUGAGGCUCCCGCUGUACCAUCACUACGCCUGGAUGUUUACGUCCAUGCCACUCUGGAGUUACUGGCUCUGGUUAUGGUGGCGUUUGAACUGUGUAUGAAGCUGCGCUGGCUCGGCUUCCACACAUUCAUCAGACACAAGAGGACCAUGGUGAAGACUUGUGUGCUGCUGCUCCAGUUUGUGGAGGCCAUAGUGGUUCUGAUCCGGCAGACAUCGCACCUGCGUGUGACCAGAGCUCUCAGACCCAUAUUCCUGGUGGAUUGCAGAUACUGUGGUGCCGUGCGAAGAAACCUGCGUCAAAUUUUCCAGUCCCUUCCCCCUUUUAUAGACAUCCUGCUGCUGCUCCUCUUCUUCAUGGUCAUCUUUGCCAUCCUGGGCUUCUGUCUGUUCUCCCCUAAUACUUCUGAUCCGUACUUCAACACUCUGGAGAACAGCAUCGUGAGUCUUUUUGUGCUCGUGACCACCGCAAACUUCCCAGAUGUGAUGAUGCCAGCUUACUCUCGCAACCGCUGGUCCUGUGUCUUCUUCAUUGUCUACCUCUCCAUAGAACUUUACUUCAUCAUGAACUUGCUCCUGGCGGUGGUGUUUGAUACGUUUAACGGUGUUGAGAAGAUGAAGUUUAAAUCUCUGCUGCUUCACAAACGCUCUGCUAUCGACCAUGCCUUCCAACUUCUGGUCAGCAGACAGAGGCCAAUGGGUGUGUCUCUGAAGCAGUUCGAUGGUCUGAUGCGUUUCUACAGACCUCGUAUGUCAUCCAGAGACCGCUUCCUCACAUACAAGGCCCUCAACACUGCAGGAGCACCCAUGCUCAGCCUGGAUGACUUUUAUAAGUUCUAUGAAGUCAUCGGUCUCAAAUGGAAGGCACGGCGGAGCGGGGAACACUGGUUUGAUGAUCUUCCACACACUACUUUUCUUAUCUUCAAAGGCAUCAACCUGCUGGUCAAGUCUAAAGCCUUCCAGUAUACCAUGUAUGUGGUGGUGGCCGUUAACGGAGUGUGGAUCUUAGUAGAGACCUACAUGUUGAAUAGUGGAUUCUCCUGGUCCAGAAUGGUUCCCUGGAGCUACAUCGUCUUCCUCACGAUCUAUGGGGUGGAGGUGUUGUUGAAGUUAACAGGUUUGGGGCCGUUGGCCUACUUCAGCUCUGGCUGGAACCUGUUUGACUUCUCUGUGACUGUGUUUGCCUUUCUGGGCUUGAUUACUCUGGCCUUCGACAUGGAGCCCUUCUACUUCAUUGUGGUGCUCAGACCGCUGCAGCUACUCAGGUUGUUUAAGAUAAAGCAGCGGUAUCGCAAUGUGUUGGACACCAUGUUUGAACUCUUCCCAAGGAUGGCAAGUCUGGGGCUGACACUGAUUAUCUUCUACUACUCCUUUGCCAUCGUGGGGAUGGAGUUCUUCGCUGAUGUAGUUUACCCUAACUGCUGCAAUACCAGUACAGUAGCAGAUUCCUACAGGCAGAUCAAUGUAACCAUAGGCAACAGGACGGUGCUGGACGAGGGCUACUACUAUCUCAACAACUUCAACAAUAUCCUCAGCAGCUUUGUGACUCUGUUUGAGCUGACUGUGGUAAACAACUGGUACAUCACCAUGGAAGGCGUGACAUCCAUGACCACUCACUGGAGCCGCCUCUACUUCAUGACCUUCUACAUCGUCACCAUGGUGGUGAUGACCAUCAUCGUUGCCUUCAUCCUGGAUGCGUUUGUGUUCCGUAUGAACUACAGCCGGAAGAACAAAGAACCACUGUUAGAUCCUGAGGAUGAGAACGGUAUAGUGUUUGAGGCAGAGGUGAGUCGUGACGAGGCGUUGGCCACUCUGGAGCUUUAUAAGAAGACGUGUCCAGGGCUCUCCUCACUUAACUCUCUACAGGGAGUACUGCUGGCCAUGGACCGCAGUGGGAGCUCGUCUCUGGUGUAUCUGGGUCGGAGGUCGCGGACCAAGAGUGACCUCAGCAUGAAGAUGUACGAGGAGGAGAUUCAGGAGUGGUAUGCUGAGUACUCCAGAGAGAAUUUACCCCAGUCAGACAGAAGCCUAGUGGAGAGAGAGCUGGACAUCCCUCCUCCCUGCCCUGAACGAGAAUCCUAACCCCAGCUCAACUCACAAGGACUACUUAGCACCAACUAAUACUCACUGUUUCUCUCUUUCAAACACACCUCUUUGACUUCAGUCAUCAUGCCACAGAGCACGCUGAACUAAAUGUUUUCCACAAUGACAGAGACACACUCAACACUCCAUCUCUUCCCUCCCUCCACCCAUCCUGAGGGAUUGUACUCUGGCAUCCUGUUGGACAGUCGGGAUGUGGACAGAUGUGAUGUCACUGGACUACAGCCUGGAUCCCAGCAGUGAUUUGUGUUGAUAUAAAUCAUGUUGUUUUCUCUCUGACUGGAUCGCAGUGUUCAAACAGGUUUAAGAGCUUUAUCUAACCCCAACCCUUACAGGACUUAGUCUGCUGAUGCAUGGAUAGGAGAAGCAGAGCAUCGAUGGAUGGCUUAGAGGUCAGGGUUUUUAAGUGUUAGGGUUAGGCCCUCUAGCUGUGAGACGGAGCUGAUGUUCAGGACCUGAAUACGAUGAGACACUAGGAUGGAUUUGGGAUUUCACAGUACUCUAA